Impatiens glandulifera is the source of this 585-nucleotide messenger RNA. Its product is annotated as peroxidase 1-like. Gene Ontology annotation, biological process: response to oxidative stress. Bases 1 to 585 code for a protein of 194 amino acids. The transcript is spliced from 3 exons. Gene Ontology annotation, molecular function: heme binding; peroxidase activity. NCBI's taxonomy places the organism in Eukaryota, Viridiplantae, Streptophyta, Magnoliopsida, Ericales, Balsaminaceae. The record is from RefSeq and is a predicted model, not a curated record.
AUGUUGGUUAUGAUCCUCCCAAGUAUAAUAUCCUCUGCAGAAAACAACGUUCUCAGUUUAAAUUACUACCAAAACUCUUGUCCUCAUGCUGAAGACAUCAUUGCCAAGGCUGUUAUCAGACAUCCCGACCUCGCCCCUGGCCUCAUCCGCCUCCCUUUCCACGAUUGUUUUGUCAACGGUUGUGAUGCUUCAGUAACGUUGGAUUCAACUCCCUCUGGCAGAAGAGUAGAGAAAGACUCUGGAGUAAACCUCCCAUUUUUGAAUGGUUUAAACGUGAUAGACGAAGCAAAAGCAGAGCUGGAGGCAGAAUGUCCCGAAACCGUGUCAUGUGCCGACAUAAUUCAGUACGCCGCCCGCGACGCUGUCCUAAUUGCAGGUCAAGGGUUGCUCGAGUCUGAUCAGGUUCUGAACUUGGACCCUAGAACAGCCAACAUUGUCAAUAAGAUGGCUUCACCUAAAGGAAGAUGGAAAGAAGAGAAAUUUGCAAAGGCUAUGAUUAAGAUGGGGAAGAUUGAGUUGAAGACUGGAACUCAAGGUGAGAUCAGGAAACAGUGUACUCGUGUUAAUUUUCAAAAACAUAUCUAA